AUGGAUCUCUUUGAGAAACAGCUCUCGCAGUGGAAAACGAGUUCUACAAGGGCCAGUGUUCCUGCUAACCCCGACCGCGUCCCGCCGUUUUUCUACCGGGUUCCAACCGACGAUGAAAUCCUGCGACAAAAACUCCGCGAAGAAGCCCGAGCAAUAUUUCUACAACGCCGCAGUCGGAAUCUAGUGGACCAUGACGAACUCAAGGAACUCUGGAUUUUGUUGGACAAGCACAGCGAAGGCUCGGCGUCUUCCGACCGCCGGAAAAUCAAUUACCGAGAUUUCAUGAAAGUUGCUGAAGUGUACCAAGACAAGUGCAAGUCUUACUUUAAGCCGUCACUGUUCGCCCAGUUGGUCGAAGGCGAUCCCUGUGGACAGGUCCCGAUCAUUUCGAUCUUCAACUACGUCAUGCGGAAAGUGUGGUUGCAGCAAACCAGGAUCAGUCUCUCGUUGUACGAUGCCACUGGUCAGGGUUAUCUCACCGAAAGAGACAUGGAGAACUACAUUACGGAUCUCAUUCCUACAUUGCCGCAACUCGGUGGACUGGAGCCUUCGUUUCACAAUUUUUAUGCGUGCACCGCGGUGCGCAAAUUUUUCUUUUUCCUGGAUCCGAUGCGGGCCGGAAGGGUUCGGAUUCAAGACGUGCUGUCUUGCAGUUUCUUGGACGAUUUGCUUGAACUGAGGGAUGAGGAGCUGCCAAAGGAAGCGCAG
This is a messenger RNA of Notodromas monacha, 708 nucleotides long. The record is from the annotation of a GenBank genome assembly. NCBI's taxonomy places the organism in Eukaryota, Metazoa, Arthropoda, Ostracoda, Podocopida, Cyprididae.